ACACACAGUCACUGCGCGGCGAGCACACACAACACGGGCCAGCCCGCACCAAAGGUACACAAUUUUAUACUCGUGUGUUCGGGCGUAUAUUUUAUAAUUAUUAUUAAUUAAUUAUACACAUUAAAUAUUUAAAAAACGUAUUAAUAUUAGUAUAAAUAAUAAAUAUAUUUUUUAUCCACAAAAUUUAAAUUAAAACGAGUAGCCGUAAGUGUUGAAAAAAAAAACGACUCCGUUUAUGUCGGCGACAACGCCGGGUUAUAUAUUUUUUGUUUUUGAAAAAUUAAUAAAAGUGUGGACUACUGGAGUUAAGUGUGCAUUUAUUAUGUAGUGACAAUAGUGAAAUUUAUAAAUAUAUUUUGACUUCUCGUAUUUUAAAAUCGUGCGUGUUUAUGUAUUUUUAAUAUUAUUAUUACCAAUAAAUAAUAAAAAAAUAAUACGGUGUAAUAUCGUGAUGCGGGAGACACGCUCUUGUCAUUACUGCUGUUACUCGCGUGAAUUAAACAAGAUUAUUAAAUAUGCGUGACAAUUAUUGCCCAAUUAUUAUGAUGAUGGUGAUUAUGAUUACGAUGACAAGGGAUCAAUAAAUUAUUGAUAACUAAAACAAAACGUACAAAUCAACAGCCUUCUAAGCUAUAUUAACCUCAAGUGAUUUAUAUUUUCUUACGAAGUGCGAAUGACAAAUUAUUAGCCUCUAUAUUGUCUACGUAAUUAAUUCUCGAGCUUAGGAAUAAAAGACUUACCCGUUUAUGUAUUUUGUUGGAUAAAUUUAAACAAACAAAACGACUAAUUAAGUAACGGAGGAGUAGUGUUAAAUUUUAAAAAUAUCUGAUACCUACAAAAAAAAAAAAAAAAACAAGUCCGCCAGUGCCAAAUCCAAGGAUUAAAUUUUAAAUUAAAGUGCAUAGAAGUUAUUGUUGACGAAGAAAAGUAAUACUAAUAAUAAUUAAAAGAUUAAUAUUAAUAUUAAUAGUAAUAAUAAUAAGUAAAAUAAAUCGUAAGCGGGUGAAAACGGCGUAACGCAAACCGUAAACCAAAGAAUCAACCAUUUUUCACAAAUCAACGAGGUACAUAGCGCAAGUACAUCAGUACUGACUUCCGUAGACCGUUGCUAAACGACUGGAGAUAAUAAAUAAAUAAGUUAUUUUAAUAAUAAUAAUAAAUUAAAUAAAAUAAAGUAUAUGAAUAAUAGUUAAACCUUUUAAGUAUUUAACACAAAAAUGAAAUUUUCGCUCAGGAAUCACGUAAAUUAAUAAUUAAAUAAAUAAAUAAAUAAAGUUUUAAACGAUUACGGGAACCAAUCUACUUCAGUUCGUAGCCUAAACCUGUCGAGUACAAAAAUAAACGUUUUUAAAAUUAAUAAACCUUUAAAGACAAGUAAAGAUAGCCAACGUUAAGCUCAACGAAUGUGUAGCGGAAGUUUUAAAACUUAUUAUUCAGACAAGCCUUGAGAAUUCGUGAUCACAUCAUCAUCAUUGCAUCAAAGUACAAUAAUUUAAUAAAAUAAUUAAAUAAAUUUAGUCAAAUUUAGACUAUUAUCGACAUUGAGUUUAUUAUCAUCACUGACAAUUAUUAAAAAAAUAAUAGGCGCGGAUGAAUAACCAGAAGAUGCGUCGGAGAAGAUGAGCGCAGAAGUCAAAAAGGAGGGUAUCGCCCCGGAGAGGGUGAGCCCCCCGAGCGCGUUGGCCGUUUCUCCGGGGAAUAUCGGCCCUGGUGAACGGAAUCAUCUCCCGCCGUUCAGCAGCUUCGCGGGAGACGUAAACAUGGAUAGCGGAACAACUCUUACGACUUUGCACAGCCAGGACGUAAGCUUGGGCCUGAUGUCACCCUGGGACUACUACGAGGGCCUGACGGGCAGGCUGAUUGAUUCGAGAGGCGAAGUGAUCCUCGCGAGUAAUUAUCGUGAGCAAUUAUCACGGCCCUGGGAGUCUAAGCACGGACUUAUCGGGCCCAACAACGAGGGACUGCCGAGUUUCGCGAGUCAGUUCGCGCCUCCCAGUGAAUCGGAGCCCCAGUUGACGGCUUUGACACCGUUAUCCCCGGCCUCGAUGUCACAUUCGCCGCCAGUGACUUCCGCGGUUGGGUUGCCGAGUUUUCACACCCUCGGAUCCAUACCGCCUGCUCCGCCGCAUUCGCAUCCGCAUUCUAGAGGAACGGUCGGGUAUCCGCUGGUCCCCGCUCCGGUUCAGGCCAGAGAAGUCCCGGCUUUGCAGCAGCAGAUGCUGGAUGAGAGACACAUUCAGUUAUUGGGCUCAAGCCCGGUCCAGAGCUUCGCGGCUCCGCCUGGUCAUCCUCAUCACACUGUUCUUACGGUGGUGAAGCAGGAGUACCCGCAAUUGCAUCACACCAAUUUCCAGAAUCCGAUGUCCACGGUACUCGACUCCUCGCCCACCUCUCGCGUCACGGGGGUCGAUGGGAGGAAAAAGGAGAGGAGAAAAAUAAGAGCCGGUUCUAUGGAGAGCGAGGACGGCAGUGGAAACGUUGAGAGUUCCGGGCAAGUCGCGGCUGUUUCCUCCACUGGGAACCGCGGACCUCAUGGGCAUCUUGGGGGAGGAAUCGGCGAUACUGAUGGAGAUAAUGGAUUGGGGGAUAAACCUGCCAAGAAAAAACGCAAGAGGUGUGGAGAGUGUAUCGGGUGCCAGAGGAAGGACAAUUGUGGAGACUGUGCGCCCUGCAGAAAUGACAAGAGUCAUCAGAUCUGCAAAAUGAGACGCUGUGAAAAACUUACUGAGAAAAAGCAUUUAUAUCACUUGCAAACUGCAGACGGGACUUUUAGAGAACGAGGGAGAGGUCGAGGAAAAGGAGCUGGAACAAGAAGCUACAGAAAAAACAUAGCUAGGCAAGUAAGCACUCCAGAUAGCGCACCAGCAGGCCUAGGAAGUCCGCAAGGAGGCAUAGGAGGUCUCCAGCAGCACCAGCCUCAGCAACAGCAACAGCCACAGCAGCCGCCUCAGCAGCAGCCUUUGCACACAGACCCGAUGCAGCAGACAAAGGACAAUCUAAACUCCGCGAGUCAGCAAGCCGGAGCUCUCAGGAACGGGAACCCUCCACCGCCAGUUGUUUCCAUGUCACCUGGAGUAAUACCAUUUUAUGGUGACAGUAGCGGCGGAUUCCGGCCAACUGCUGGUUUCAGUAAUGCCGUAUGGCAUCAGGGUGUUACGCCUGUAGGCGCAGUCACCGUGGAAGCAACAACCGCGACAUGGCCACCGCAACAAUUUAUUCAACAGAUACCUGCGCCAAAUCAGCUUGAUGAAUUAAGGUAUCACACACAAUACAGCGCUGCGACUCCAUACCAUCCACAACCAGUGGCGUAUCAGCAGCAGGCAUUCAUUGCAACAGAUCAAUCGGCAUUCCAGCGCGCGGGUAGCACGGGACAAUACGGAAUCCCGGGGCAGCCGUCGCCGCUGGCACCGGUUGCGCCCCAAACAGGGGCUGCUCCUCCCCAACGUGCACUCAACGGGCAAUUCAUGGACCCCGCGGCAACGCCGGGACAACCGAUAGGCUUUGAGACCCGUCAGGAGUACGUCAACGGGUAUCAGCAGCAGGAUGUGACAAUGGCUCCGCCGCCCUCGACGACGCCAACAAGUCGCAGUAGCUCUGUCCACAUGGACUCUCAACAACAGCAACAGCAACAACAACAACAGCAGCAACAAGCGGCUCAACCACAGCCACCUUCAGACACACAAGUAAAGGGGUUUGCAACAAUCGCCCCGACAAAUGUGUCGGGAAACGAGAUGCCUGGGUAUCCACUUCAACCGGACCCACAGAGUUCACACAACUCUAACGGAUAUCCAGGCUACGUGGAAAUGGGUCAACCGGCUCAACAGCAGCCUCCUCAACAGCCUCAGCAACAAAACCAGUGGCAACACAUGCAGAAUGUCCCGCGACAGCCUUCAGUCUCUGAUGCGAGCCAAGCUCACUUGUGGUCAGACACUAGUUCCAAUGCCAAGAUCAACAGUGUCAACGACAUGACAUGGUCAGACACUCGCAUUCAGCAACAGCAGCAGCAACAACAGCAACAUAUUAAGAACGAGCCUAAUGUCAAUCAAGACAUAUCGAGACCCGCGAGUCACAUGAGCUGGGACAGCACUCGCGAAGCUCCCCAAACUUGGAACGAAACUGAGAACCAGCAACAGUGGCCACAGCAGAGUCCAAAGAACCCGCGGCUGACGCCUUCUCAGCAUCAGCCGCAGCAGUGGCCUCAGCACUCGCCCAAGAUUGUUGAGCAUCCUAGUCCCGCUCAGCAGAAUCCGCGGAUAACUUCAGUGUCGAAUCAAAAUUGGCAAACUAGUCCCGAGCUCCAGUCUCAGAACGGGCAUCCCAAUCCUCGGCUGACUCCGCAGCAUCAACAGCAACAGACUCAGCAGUGGCAACAGCAGACUAAAAUUGAAGCCAACCCGCGAUUGACGCCGUCGAAUCAAAUGUCCUGGCCGGACACGCCUACUAGUCAGCCGAAUUGGUCCCCGAGCAGCAUGAAGAGCGACGGCAGUCAACAGCAGCAGCCUCAGCAAACUUGGCCCGAUUCUCAGCCCAGUCCUAGACGAACUCCGAGUCAUCAGCCAGCUUGGCCGAACACUAAUCCCAAUCCCAAUCCUAAUCCCAACUCCAAUUCUAAUUCUAAUCCUAAUCCUAAUUCUAACUCUAAUCAAAAUACCAACUCCAAUCCUAAUCCAAGCUCAAAUCAAAAUCCACAAGAGAAAAUGGACCGCCAAAUCGCAAACUGGUCCCCAAACUCGGGCCCCGCUGAGAAUCCUGCUUGGACCCAACAGAACAAGCAGGACAUCCAGAAUUCUGGGGAGAGAGUCAUGUGGAGCAAUGACAGAUCUAAUGGGUUCAAUGAGAAUCAAGAGUCAAACAGGACAAACAAAGUGAGUGAUCGGCUGAAAUCGAUGCUUUUACACAAGCAGCAGCAGCAGAUGCAACACCAGAUGCAUCCGAUGGGUCCAAAUGGGUCCAACGAUUAUUCCAGCGACGAUCGCGUUAGAGAGUCCCACGAAAACGCAGGUGACACUAAGACACACGAGAAAAGAUCUUCAGAAUAUUCGCAACAGUCUAACAUGAUUUCCAUGCCCCAGAACAACGAUGCCAUGACCGGUAAUUUUUUAUUGCAUAGCCACCACCACCGGGCCGAUAGUUUGCCCGGCGGUGGUGGCUUAUGGGAGUGGACUGGAGGAGGAAUUCAUCACAAUAUUAAUAACAAAAAUGUUAUUAACAGUAGUAACAGUUCUAGUAAUAAUAAUAAUAAUAAUAAUAUUAAUAUAAAUAGCGUUAAUGAUAGUAAUAGUAAUAACAGUAACAAUAAUAAUAAUAGUAAUAAUAAUAAUAAUAAUAAUAAUAAUAAUAAUAAUAAUAAUAAUAAUAAUAAUAACAAUAAUAAUAGUAAUGUUAAUCCGGAGAUAUUACCAGAAACCGGAAUAACAGCUAUACAAAAUUUUAUAAAGUACAAUGAGAAAAAAAUUCAAGAUAAGACGACUAGUGUAUGGGACAGUACGAUUGGUAUCGAUGAAAAUAGUGAUAAUAAACUAUUCCAUCAAAGUCUUGGAAUUAUUAAUGAGAAUAGCAAUAAAAGUAACGAAGAAAGCAGAGUCAGUGACAAAAGUAAAAGUAACGAGUACUAUACUUCUCCGAGAAAUGUUGAGAUGGCUAAAAAUUCGGGUAGUGGUGAUGAAAUUAUCGCGGAAGUUAAUAAUGAUAACAGGAACAAUCGAAUGGAAAUAAUGAGCAAUGUUAUGUACAAUCCAAGUCAGAUAAAACAGGAGAUCGUAGAUUAUUGUCCAAGCGAUAACGUAGAAGAGGAUCGCAGAAAAGAGAGUCUUCCAAUGGUAAUAAAGUCUGAGCCGGAUGAAGAAUCGGUUGAUAAGAAUGAUUAUAAAGACCUGCAGACCAAAGAUGAGAUCACCGAGGAGUCAGAGGAAGCCAAUAAGAAGCAGAAAGAAGUUAAGGGUGAGGAAAUCGGAAAAUCUUGCAAAAUUUCAACUGGAAUCGGAAGUGGAGCUGAAACAACGGUAACCACAACUGGAAGUUUGAGCUCGGUAACAACUGUCACCGCUGGAACCGCAACAGCCAGUGUCGGAACUUGCACCAGUGGAAGUGGAAGCGGAAGUGGAAAACCGGCGCAAGAUGUUGACAAGAGCAAGAACAAUAUGCGGAGCGAAGUACCUGACUGCGACUGUUUUCCGCCAGAUAAAUGUCCGCCGGAGCCCGGAUCUUACUACACUCAUCUGGGGGCCGCAGCCAGUCUUCCGGAUCUGAGAAAUGAUCUCGAACGGAGAACCGGGCUUAAAGGAAAUGCGAUACGAUUUGAGAAGGUAGUUUACACUGGAAAGGAGGGAAAAACUACUCAAGGAUGUCCGAUGGCUAAAUGGAUACUGCGGAGGUCAGGGGUGGAUGAGAAAAUAUUGUCAAUCGUAAAGCACCGCCAGGGACACAAAUGCGCCACAGCGUGGAUCGUAGUUGUAAUGGUCGCGUGGGAGGGUGUACCGACCCACGAGGCAGAUCGCAUUUACUCUCUACUCACCCACAAACUGAAUCGAUUCGGUCUUCCGACGACACGUAGAUGCGGAACCAAUGAACCGCGAACUUGCGCCUGUCAAGGUCUCGAUCCGGACACCUGUGGGGCCAGCUAUUCAUUCGGGUGCUCCUGGUCUAUGUAUUACAACGGAUGUAAAUACGCUCGCAGCAAAACCGUUCGCAAGUUCCGGUUGUCCGUUAAAACUGAGGAACAAGAAGUUGAAGAAAGAAUGCAUGUACUGGCGACUCUUUUGUCGCCAUUGUACUUGAGCUUAGCGCCCGAGGCCUUCAAUAAUCAGACGCAGUUCGAACGUGAAGCCAGUGAGUGCCGUCUAGGGUUCAAACCUGGAAGACCUUUCUCUGGAGUCACCGCUUGCAUUGAUUUCUGCGCUCAUUCCCAUCGAGAUCUUCAUGAUAUGAACAAUGGCUGCACUGUCGUGGUUAGUUUGACAAAACAUCGAAGCCUCUCAAAAUCUGAUGAUGAACAACUACACGUCUUACCUCUCUACAUCAUGGAUGAAACGGACGAGUUUGGAUCCAAAGAUGGACAGCAAGAAAAAAUCAACUCCGGAGCUAUUGAGAGACUUUCAAAGUACCCAUGCGAAGUGCGAGUCCGAUCAGUGCCCUUGCAGCCAUGCAGACGACACGGAAAAAAGCGCAAGGAAGAUGAGACAGAUAUAGCAAACGCGAAAAAAGAUGCGGCAAAGGAAAAAGUUGCCGAACGACCGCCUUAUCAAGAUCCAGCGCGAACGACGAGAGACCCACAACUAUCUCUAGAGAUGACUCCGAUGUUUGACGGCAUGGACGCUCAACUCCAGAGUUCCCAAGUGUCUUCGACGGUCUUGGACAGUCCAGUGUCCAUGUAUCAAGGCUGGGGCUUUCAGGGUGACCAGCAGUGGGCGAGAAACAACUGGCUAGAGCAGCGGAAAAACAACUGGUUAAACCACUGGAGCGAGUAUUCAUUCAGUGGGAUGGAGCGUGAUAACAAAGUAGAUCCCGAUAGCACCAGUCUGGAUGACAAUCGACCUCGCAGUACUUAUUCGCAAGAAGACCAUCGGCCAAGAUCGCGAAAUCUGCCGGAUUCACCGAUAAAUCGCGGAUACAACCAGUCACCUCGUCAUGCAAUGUCGCCAAGGAACUCUUUACCACCUACGCCUGGAGAAGUUAGUUACGCAAGCCACACACUUUCUCCGAGGGCUCUUUCGACUCCUCAUGAUCCUAAAAUGAUGUCACCCAGGAGUUCAGGGUAUCCAGCACCGCCUACUCCGCAUACCAAUGACUCAAACUACAGUUUGCCGUCUCCGUCUUAUGGGAAAAAUUAUCCAGGGUUCAAUGAUAAUAAUAAUCGGCAGCCUAGUGUGUCACCGCGUGGAUAUUCAACUCCUCAUCCUCAACACCAUGACCAGCGUUCGUCACCAAGAGGACAGCAAACUCCUGGUCCGGAAAUUCACAGCCAUAUUCAACGAUUGCCAUCCCCGCGAAAUGACAUUCGCUAUCCAACCAAUAAUAAUCAAAAUAAUAACAACAGUAGUUACAUAGAUCUACAACAAAGGUCUGGUUCACCGAAAUCACGCAACCAAGAUUAUUACGGGCGUUUAAAUCAACCAACAAACCAGCCGCAAAAUCCGACAUACAGAAAUGAUUACCACGAAUUGAAUCCCGUUGGAGCAAUGCAUCAGGCGGCAAUGUUUCCAUACCCGCAACAGCAAUACGAUAAUUACAAUUACACGGAGCAAAAGAAAGAACAAUUGCCGACCGCAAACAAUUGGAACGCGGUCGAUAAACCAGCUCCCGUGUGGCCAGACCGAGCAUUACACUCGGAACAACCGAAGAAUCCGUGCAUUGAAAUGCCGGAUCCUUCGCCAUUUCGCGUCCCAAAGGGCCGUCCGCCGUCCAGAACUACGCCUAAUCAGAAUCCGUCUGAAACGAGCUAUCAGAAUACAUUCAAUCGAACCUUUCUUAAGCCUCAAAUACCCCAGGAACAACCGAUCAGAGCCGAUUAUCAUCAAGAUCCAAAUGCUCCGCGAACGCCAUCUUAUUCUGCAGUUAAUAAAGAGGGUUAUGAACGUCCUGUUGCCAAUUCGAUGUGGGCGGAAGAAAUGAAGGUUCAGGAGCUACACGCGAUGUCUAAUUUGGGUCACUCGUUUCCCCAGUAUCCGGGGUAUCCUGGUUACUCGGGCUUUGAGAAACCUUACGGUAAUACUUGGGAUGGUUAUAAUUAUCACCAGUACCCUCCGCAACAUCCUGUGCAUCCGCAACAUCCAGUGCACCCUCAACAUCCAGUGCACCCUCAACAUCCCGUGCAUCCUCAACAUCCAGUGCAUCCCCAGCAUCCGAGCCAUCCAGUUCCGCAGCAUCCAACGCAUCCUGCUCAUCCAGAACACCCAGCACAUCAGAGUCAUCCGACACCAGAGUAUCAAGCACAAAUUUAUCCACCUAAACGGGAGCCUUAUCCACCGCAGUAUCCUUAUCAAAAUGUAACACCACCUUAUCAAGGAUGGAACAGAUGGGAAACUCCUCGCUGGGAUAUUUAUCCUCCGCCGUCAUAUUUUCCGGUCUUGCCUGAACCACCACCGAAAUCAGAACCUCUUGGUGAAGUCGCGGACUACUCUGACAACGAAGAGUGCUUCAAGGACGCUCAACUAGGCGGCGUUGGCAUCGCUCUAGGACACGGCAGUGUUCUGUUUGAGUGUGCGAAACACGAACUGCACUCUACUACUGCGCUAAAAAGGCCCAACAGACUUAACCCGACGCGUAUCAGCUUAGUGUUCUAUCAACAUAGGAACCUAAACAGGCCAAAACACGGUUGGAGUGAGUGGGAGGAAAAGAUGCGGCUUAGAAAAUUGGGAAUCACGACCACUACUUCCAACACUUCUAUGUCUAAUAGUAUUAAUGACACGAUUAAUGCAGUGGCUGCUGCUGACGGACCCAUAGUUGAAACUCCACCGACCCCAACUCCGCCAAACACAGACUCCGGGCCCAGUGAGGCCCCUUCCGAGGCUUCCGAUAAAUCUCUCCAUGUUAACACGACGAAUUCGCAGUUUAUGAUGCACUCACCGACUUAUACUACGAUGACUUGGACAACUUUGUUCCCGAUGCAUCCCUGCAUGAUCACUGGGCCCUACCAAGAGGGCGGUGCCAUAGGAUGAGUUAACAAUAAUCUCGACUGCAAAUUAACGGAAGCACAAAUGCGCAAUCAAUAAAGUUAUUUAAUAACCACAAGGUUUUACUCCACUGCCAUGUUUUUAUUCUAUCAAAUAAAUCGGGCUUUCAGUACAAUUAAACUUUUUUUUGUUAAUUAUUAAAACUGUAUGAAGCAGCUCAAAUUUCAAGUAUUUGAUUGAAUUGACUUUCAAUUAAAUGUUUAUUGCAAUCAAUUUGUGUCAAUAAUUUUAUUCGAAAGAAAAUAUUUAAUUGAAAGUUGAUGAAUUUUUUAGAGAGAUGUUAGACAUUUUUGGAGGGUAAAGCGUGGCUAUUACUACUGAAGACUUUGAUGGAAUAAAUAAGCAGAUGUAUAAGAAUUAUUAUUCACUGAUAAAAAUGUACAAUAAUGCGUGUAAAUCUGUAUCUCAUUAGCGAGUCGGUACAGUAAAGAACUAACACGAAUACAUAUCUCAUUGUAUAUCUAUUGCAAAUUUUGAAGGUUCAAUAAUUAUUACAAUAGUAAUUAAUAAAUAAAUAAAUUAAGAAUAGAAGUGUGUAUACAAAUGUACCCUUAAGGUGUAUGCGUAUGCUCUUCCUCAUGAUAAAUAAUUAAUAUAUAAUAAUAAAUAUUAAUAAAUAAUCUAUUGGCUAUAUAUUAUGAAUAUGAAUUAUGAUAUAUUUUACGUGUUGGCGUACUUGAAGAGUUAAUAAAAAUAAAAAAAUAAUAAAAAUUGUAGCAACAAAAAUAAUGUUGUUGAUUAGUUGUUACGGUCACUGCACAAUUGAUGACGCACUUUUCAUUUUAAAUUAACGGGAAAUAUACAUUAAUCAAUAAUUUAAAAAUUAAUAAUGAUUAUUAUUAUUAUUGUUAUUUUUAU
Molecule: messenger RNA, 10529 nt
Organism: Cotesia glomerata
Lineage: Eukaryota; Metazoa; Arthropoda; Insecta; Hymenoptera; Braconidae
Gene: Tet
Product: DNA N6-methyl adenine demethylase
Exons: 12
Coding region: 1620-9656 (2678 amino acids)
Biological process (GO): oxidative demethylation; positive regulation of transcription by RNA polymerase II
Cellular component (GO): nucleus
Molecular function (GO): DNA binding; DNA 5-methylcytosine dioxygenase activity; zinc ion binding
Source: RefSeq, a predicted model, not a curated record